CGCUCUCGGCAAAACAUGGCGCCCGGGUUGUGGAGGGGACACGGCCCAGUUCCGGGUGAGGCGGUGCCGCCGUCGCGGGCUGAUGACGCACGUACCGAGCGAAGGGAGCCCGGGGAUUCCCCGUGUUGUUGUCCUGCGGCCCGCCGGGAUGAGAGGCCGGAGCGCGGCCCAGAGCGGCUGGCGUUGAUGGCGGCUCGUGGGGCGGCCCGCGGCUCCGGGCCGGGCCUGGACGAAUUCACCGUCCCGGCCGAGAAACGCCGCUUCCUGGAGGGCAGCCGGGGCCGCAUUCAGGGCCUGUUCGAGGUGCGGCUGGCCGUCCUGGAGGCGCAGGGGGAUUGGCGGCCCGCACUACCGCCGCCGGGACAGCCGCCGCCCGCAGCCAGGAUCUGGGUGCAGCUGGAGGGCGGCGGGAAGGCCGUGCGGAACGCCAAGGAGUACAUUAAGGGUCUCUGUGAACCUGAACUAGAAGAAAAAGAAUAUUACCCAAAGGACAUGCACUGCAUUUUUGUUGGUGCGCAGAAUGUGUUUCUCAACAGUCUCAUUCAGGAUACCUGCGCUGACAUAACCGUGCUGGAAAUAGGAUUGCUUAGUAUUAAAGGGGGUGCAGAAGCAGUUGUUAUGGCUCAGAGUCAAGUUCAGCAGUUUGUGAAGCUUUUUGAGAAUAAUGAAAGUUUGUCAAGUGAAUAUGAAUCAGAUAUUAAAAAGCAAUUUAGGCAAUUUGUGGAAGCACAUGCAGAUAAAUAUACAAUGGAUUUAUUGAUUUUGCCUAGCUCACUAAAAAGGGAACUCCUAACUCUGAUGCAAACUGAAUGUUGUGAGUCAGGGGAUGAUAUAAUAGAUCUUACAGGGUCCCAAAGCCUAGCAGAGUUCUUACAGGACAAAACCUCCCAAGUCACUGUUACAAGCAGAGAUGGAAAAACAAGGAACGAGGAGGAGAGAAACAAUGCUGGGACUCCUGUAUCUGAGCUUACAAAGCAAAUGGACAACGUGUUUUCUGAUGCUUCUGAAACAACUUUUGUUCCCAUAAAUAUUGUGCCUCCAUUAGAGGCAAUGACAUCUAAAGAAAGACAAUCUUGUAAAAGACGAUUUUCUGAUGCUGAGGAACGUCUCCCUAAAAAGCAGUUCUCUUUGGAAAAUGACCAGGAAGUGAAGGCUAUCUCACGCAAUGAUCCUUCCGAGAGGGAUGCAGUUAUUGAUCUGAUUUCAGAUAGCUGUGGUGACUUAGAUGAUCCCAGUUACUGUAUAAAAGAAGGCGAUGAUAUCAGUGAGGAAAUAGAAUAUAAAAUUCUUGUAAACUUUUUCAGAACGAUGGGAUAUUCACAAAGUAUUGUGGAAAAAGUUAUUGGUAUUCUAGGACAGUCUGUGGAGCCCUUAACGCUGCUGGAAGAAAUUGAAAAAGAAAACUUAAAAUUUCAAAAAGAACAGGAGUGGUCAUCUAAAACACCUGGAACUACAAAUCUACGUUUAGGAAGUAAUGCAAAUAGUUCGCAUAGACUAGAAGACGAGGACAUUUUUUGCAAGAAAAAUCCACUUAAAACCAGUCAUACUUCAAAUGAGACAAGAACAGAACGUCACAAAACCAGAGAUGUGGCAAGUACUCUAGUUGAUGCAGAAGAUAAAAUGCAUGUAUCGGUAUGCAAACCUGUCUCUCCUGGUAGAAGUUCAGGUAUAUGCUGUAAACAAAGAGAUAUUUAUUGUCCUGGUAAGAAUCAUAGUUCAACAUCAAGUGAUACAGAAACUGAUGGUUUUGUACCUCUCAGCCCUACGCAGGCUGGAGCUCCGAAAGAGAUCGAUUUUGUAGCCAGAGGGAGUUCAGAUGUGCGGCGUAACUCGGCGAAGAGUAAAACUGCAGCCCAGCAAAAAUCUGCAAGGCCCUCACAUGUGCAGAAUAGUCAUCCUAUUCCAGAGGAGCGCUUGGGACACUGCAGCUCUUAUCAAGCGAGAUCUCCCAACCAACACACUCCUCAAACAUCAAAUUUUGAAAAUCCCACCCCAGCCCAUGUAUUGGCUUCAGAGAUGCAAAAUCCCGAUAGAGAGAUGGGUGGAUCAUACAGACGUCACAUUGAUCCUUCCAUUACUGGUGUCCAAAGAUUUCUGGAAUCUCUCAAAAAGCCGUACAGACUAGAGUUGAAAAAUGAACCUGGGAAACCAUAUCUAAAACAUAUCAUUAUUGAUGGAAGCAACGUUGCGAUUUCUCAUGGUUUAAGGAAGUUCUUCUCCUGUCGAGGAAUUGCAAUUGCUGUUGACUACUUUUGGAAACGUGGCCACAGAAAUAUUACCGUGUUUGUUCCACAGUGGAGAACAAGGCGUGAUCCUUCCAUUACAGAGCAGGAUUUCUUAACACAGCUGGAAGAUGUUGGAAUAUUGUCUUUAACCCCUUCAAGGAUGGUGUUGGGAGCAAGGAUUGCUUCUCAUGACGACAGAUUUUUAUUACAUCUUGCUGAUAAAACUGGAGGUGUUAUUGUGACUAACGAUAACUUCAGAGAAUUUGUGACAGAAUCAUUUGCCUGGAGAGAAAUUAUUCAGAAAAGGUUGCUCCAGUACACUUUUGCUGGGGAUAUUUUUAUGGUUCCUGAUGAUCCCUUGGGAAGAAAUGGACCUAGAUUAGAUGACUUCCUUCAGAGUGAAGGCGGUUCUAGAGGAUUUCUGUCAGCACAAAAAGCUUUACAGAGCAGAGAGCAAUAUUCUUCUGAGUCACCUUUCUUCAUGCACGUUCCCAGUCCAACCAGCAGCAGUCAACAGCCUAAAAAUCGAGCACAUGGUGAUCGUUCAGCAGCGUGGCUUCCAAUGGAUACAGAUAUGAAGGCUUGUCUGUCAAUUCCACCACAAAGAUCUGCCUCAGAAACAGUACAGCUGAGAGAAGCCCUGAUAAAAAUAUUUCCUGAUUAUGAGCAAAGACAGAAGAUUGAUAAAAUAUUAGUUGAUCAUCCAUUCAUGAGAGAUCUUAAUGCACUGUCUGCCAUGGUGCUUGACUGAAUAUUAUAUGGGGUUUUUAUAUCAAAACUGAUCAGAUUAAAUGUCAGUAUGAGAAAGAAUGUUGCUCGGUCAUGUUACUUUGUGAAUAUUCAGAACCUAAUUUUAUUUGUAUAAACAAACAUAUUUUUAUGUAUGUCCCGUUGCUAAUAGAUGCCAGUUUUUGGUAAAUUAAAAACUGCUGCUACUACA
Molecule: messenger RNA, 3165 nt
Organism: Coturnix japonica (Japanese quail)
Lineage: Eukaryota; Metazoa; Chordata; Aves; Galliformes; Phasianidae
Gene: N4BP1
Product: NEDD4 binding protein 1
Biological process (GO): negative regulation of proteasomal ubiquitin-dependent protein catabolic process; negative regulation of protein ubiquitination
Cellular component (GO): PML body; nucleus
Source: RefSeq, a predicted model, not a curated record